This is a messenger RNA of Teleopsis dalmanni, 1007 nucleotides long. RefSeq names its product SH3 domain-binding protein 5 homolog. The transcript has a single exon. The annotation marks the transcript as partial. Gene Ontology annotation, biological process: intracellular signal transduction; negative regulation of protein tyrosine kinase activity. Gene Ontology annotation, cellular component: cytoplasm. The record is from RefSeq and is a predicted model, not a curated record. Gene Ontology annotation, molecular function: protein kinase inhibitor activity. Lineage: Eukaryota; Metazoa; Arthropoda; Insecta; Diptera; Diopsidae.
AAGAACCGCAUACAGGAGUUGCAAGCCCAGGUGCAAACGGCUAAAACUACGUAUGCAACAGCUUUGCGUAAUCUUGAACGCAUUAGUGAUGACAUACACCGUCAGCGUGGCGAUUUCUCAGAUAUGAAUGCACCACCACCAGGACCACGUGAACCCGGUGUUGGUGCUGAAUUAAAUUCGCCAACAUUAACUACAUUACCGCCUUUGCCAGACUUUAAACGUGAAUUAGAAAAAUGUGACUAUCCUUCUAUUGCAAGUAGCCAAGUUUCGCUUGGAAAUUUCUCGCAUCGUUCAAGUGAUUUAGAUAAUAAUGCAAUGAAUUCUUUCGCUACUAUGGACGAUUCUGAAGGAGAGGAAAACGAAGCUGAUUAUAUAGAUAGCAAUGAUUUAAUGGAAGUUGUUGACGAAAGUGAUCUCGAAGCGUUGCGUCAAAAGGUCAAAAUCCUUGCUGUACGUCCAAUAGAAGGUGGCGAUGGACAACAAGAGCAAAAUGAUAUGUGGGAACACGAAUUAAAUGCUACAGUUAAUAAAUUGGAUCAUUUAAUGUUGUUGAAAGAAUGUGCAAACAAUCAACAACAUAUACAAAAACAACAACAAAAUAUAAGACCCGAUUCUUUAGGAGCUGAAUCAAUAAAGCCCACUAAUCAAAAUAAAGGACCAUUAAUCAAAAUUACUUCCAGCACAAAUGCAACAAGUAUGCCGGUUACUCCUGAGCAUAGUGUGCAACCUUUGAAAAAACUAAAUAAACUAGAACCUCUGCCAUCGGUUAAUGUAUCAAUGCGUGAGCUGCCUUUAUUAGCACGACUGUCAACAGAAGUAUUGGAUCGUACGGUCAUAUCCAGCACACAACGAAGGCGUUCAUUAGAUUAAUGUAAAUAAUAUUUAUUAUAUUUGUAAAAUUUUACUAGAAUUAUUAAAAUUUAAAAUUAUUCUUAAAGAGCAUUACAGUUAAAGAGAUUGAUAAGAAUAUAAUAUUCAGUUUAAAAAUGAAAAAGAGUAAAUAUAAA